AUUGUUACUUUAUACAUGUUCAAAGAUGAUUGAGACUUACGUUGUAAGAAUUAAUUUAAAGCAAGAAAAAAGGAAAGAAAAAAAAAAAAAAGAAAAGAAAGAAGUCAAUAAUAAUUACAGACAUAAGACAAUGGAAUAAAUUUCUAAAAAUAAUUUCAUUCGCAUGAAACACUUUUUCUUUUCGCAAAGAAUAACUUUCAAUGAAACUUUAUCUAUAUUACUUAUUGCGAUGGGACUUUCCAUGAAGAAAAAAAAAGAAAAAAAAGAAAAACCACAACAACAAAAACAAAGGGGGGGGGGAGAAAAAAAAGAAGAUAAAGUAACAAUAAUAACAGCAACAAUAAUUUCAAAAUCAAACCCUUUGAAGAAUCUACCAAACGAGAAAGAAAAAUUCAUUCCACUUUUUGGAUUAUUCAGAAAUCUAAGAGAAAGGUAUAAGAAAUGGAGGAAUAAUAAAGAAGGAGGUAAUCGAAUCGCGAACGUCGAACUCAGUUUUUCGAAUCGACAUACAACCAAGACACGUAUUUGCAAGCAUUGAUGUCUCUCCCUCUCUAUCUCUAUCUCUAUCUCUAUCUCUUUCUUUCUCUUUUUCUCCCUCUCUCUUUCUCCUUCUGUUCAACUCAUGGAACGUAGUUGGAGCCAGAGUAUGCCGUGAAUACGAGCGUACGCCUCGUUCUAAUGACCUACUCUUAAUACAACCAAUGUAUACGUGUCCGUUGUAGCACGAAAGAGAAGUCCCAAGCUGCAUAGUGCUCUUUGCGAGGGACAAAACUUAAGUUCAGUCAUCGACCGACCGGUUUCCUGUUUCGAGUACCGUCGGGGGUCUCUUGUCACUGACUCUGAUUCACCGUUCGCCGAUGCGAGGAGAACAGUGUCGCGAGAAAGCAGGGUCCUCGAUUCGAUCAUACAGACGAGGCCACCUGUCGCUUAAAAGAUGCGCUUCGUGAUUUUUGCAUCAAUUUGUCUUUUGACAUUAGUCGUAAGACGAGUAUUAUCUCAUGGAAGACUGAUAGAACCACCCUCAAGGGCAUCUAUGUGGAGAUAUGGUUUCGACACUCCCCAUGAUUACAAUGAUCACGAGUGCUAUUGCGGUGGCUUCACUAGACAAUGGCAACGAAAUAAAGGAAAAUGUGGAAUUUGCGGAGAUCCUUGGGACUCGUCUACCCCACGUUUGCACGAAACUGGUGGAAAGUAUGGAAAUGGGGUGAUCGUUCGAAGAUAUCGAACUGGUUCCGUUAUACCGGUACGCGUCGAGUUAACAGCAAAUCAUUUUGGCUAUUUUGAAUUUCGCACGUGUCCAAUGAUCUAUCGUGACAAGGAAGUUACACAGGAAUGUUUGGAUAAGUAUUUACUACGUGGAGAAAAUCUUACAGCAAGAUAUUAUCCUGGUCCUGGUAAUAAAGUCUUCGAAGGAUAUUAUAAAUUACCAGAAGGAUUGACAUGCAGACAAUGCGUAUUUCAAUGGAGAUACAUAGCUGGAAAUAAUUGGGGUGAUUGUGGAAAUGGGACAGGUGCCAUUGGAUGCGGACCGCAAGAGGAAUUUCGUGCAUGUGCCGACAUUGCUAUCGGUGACAAUGAAACUUUAUCGUUACCAGAUCUUCCAAAAGUGCCAACAACAGAAAGUACACCUAUGGAUACAUCAACAGAGGAACCAACUUCGAUACCAAUAUCAGCACCCUCAUGGUUAUUCAGUAUUAUCAUCGCUGGUACGUGUCUUUUGGUGGUGCUGGCUGCUAUGGCACUGCUUUACGCGUAUUAUUACCACGCUGGUAGAGCCAAAAAAUGGCUUUUGCAAAGAAGACUUCUGACACCAGAGAAUCCACCUGUGGCUCCGCCAAGACACAAGAAAUGUCACAUCUCUAAUGCACAAUUGCAAAUGUAAUAAUACACAACAACGAUUAUUGAUUUUGUACGUGUUAUUAUAAAAGAAAUUUCUUUCAUAAGAUUUUUCUUAAGUAUACCCAUUGUAAUUUUAUCUCUUUUUAAUUGUGUCCCUUUAUAUAAAUUUAUAUAGAUUUUUUUUUCUUUUUUUAAUUUUUUUUUUUUUAAUAAUAAUUUUUAUAAACAUCUGCGCGUACGUGUGAUCGAACGUGAUCAUUGCGUGAAUUGUCAAAAGAAAACAAUUCACAAACUUCUUAUGUAUUUUCCAUUGUGUAUAUACGCAUUAUCCAUUUAUACAUUGACGAUAUUUAUUAAUUAAUUCCAUGAUAUACUUAUUAUUUUCUGUAUACUCUGUUACAAUAAUCAAUAUAUAUAUAUAUAUAUAUAUAUUUUUUUUUUUUUCUAAUAAAAUUAGAAUAUAAUAUUUAACAUGUAUACUGUAUAUAAAUAUUAGAUGCUUGCAAGUUUAGUUAAUAAGAAGAACAUGCGUAGAUUGAAGAAAGUUUUUAGUAGCUUUCUUUUGCCACAGCUUUUUUUUUUCUUUCUUUUUUUUUAUUUUCUGUCUA
Molecule: messenger RNA, 2447 nt
Organism: Vespa crabro (European hornet)
Lineage: Eukaryota; Metazoa; Arthropoda; Insecta; Hymenoptera; Vespidae
Exons: 4
Coding region: 935-1882 (315 amino acids)
Source: RefSeq, a predicted model, not a curated record